Nanorana parkeri is the source of this 2309-nucleotide messenger RNA. RefSeq names its product SMAD specific E3 ubiquitin protein ligase 2 (gene SMURF2). The record is from RefSeq and is a predicted model, not a curated record. Bases 1 to 2295 code for a protein of 764 amino acids. The transcript has 18 exons. Gene Ontology annotation, molecular function: ubiquitin protein ligase activity; protein binding. Lineage: Eukaryota; Metazoa; Chordata; Amphibia; Anura; Dicroglossidae. Gene Ontology annotation, biological process: negative regulation of BMP signaling pathway; ubiquitin-dependent protein catabolic process.
AUGAUCAUUUUGUGCUUUUUCUCUCUUUUUUUUGCAGUUUUGUGUGCGAAGAAUCUGGUGAAGAAGGAUUUUUUCAGGCUCCCGGAUCCUUUUGCCAAGGUGGUAGUGGACGGGUCGGGGCAAUGCCACUCUACGGACACAGUGAAGAACACCCUGGACCCGAAGUGGAACCAGCACUACGACCUGUAUAUCGGAAAGUCGGACUCCAUCACCAUCAGCGUGUGGAACCAUAAAAAGAUCCACAAGAAGCAGGGCGCCGGGUUCCUGGGCUGCGUGCGGCUCCUCUCCAACGCCAUCAACCGCCUCAAAGACACCGGCUAUCAACGGCUGGAUUUAUGCAAGCUCGGCCCUAAUGACAAUGACACCGUUCGGGGGCAGAUAGUAGUCAGCCUCCAGUCCCGGGACCGCAUCGGCACUGGCGGCCAGGUGGUGGACUGCAGCCGCCUCUUCGACAAUGAUUUGCCUGAUGGCUGGGAGGAAAGACGGACCGCCUCGGGGCGCAUCCAGUACUUAAACCACAUCACCAGGACCACCCAAUGGGAGCGGCCAACCCGGCCGGCAUCGGAGUACUCCAGUCCUGGGAGGCCUCUGAGCUGUUUUGUAGAUGAAAACACGCCAAUCACAGGGACCAAUGGGGCCACCAGCGGCCAGAGCUCGGACCCCCGCAUCGUGGAAAGGAGAGUGCGGUCACAGCGACACAGGAAUUACAUGAGCAGAACGCAUUUACACACCCCGCCAGACCUGCCCGAGGGAUAUGUGCACUGGUAUCAGGAGCGCCAGGGAGAGGAAGUGCACUGGUAUCAGGAGCGCCAGGGACAGGAAGUGCACUGGUAUCAGGAGCUCCAGGGACAGGAAGUGCACUGGUAUCAGGAGCUCCAGGGACAGGAAGUGCACUGGUAUCAGGAGCUCCAGGGACAGGAAGUGCACUGGUAUCAGGAGCGCCAGGGACAGGAAGUGCACUGGGAUCUCAGCAACGUGAACUGUGAGGAGCUGGGCCCGCUCCCGCCGGGCUGGGAGAUCCGGAACACAGCCACAGGCCGCGUCUACUUCGUAGAUCACAACAAUCGCACCACGCAGUUCACCGACCCCCGGCUGUCCGCCAACCUUCACCUCGUAUUAAACCGCCAGAACCAGCUGAAAGACCAACAACAGCAGCAACAGCAGCAACCUCCUCCGCCGCCGCCACCGCCGGUGGUGUCCUUGUGUCAGCUCGCCGAUGACGUGGACUGUCUGACCGUCCCGCGUUACAAGAGAGACCUGGUGCAGAAAUUGAAGAUCCUGAGGCAGGAGCUGUCCCAGCAGCAGCCUCAAGCCGGCCAUUGCCGCAUCGAGGUGUCGCGGGAGGAGAUCUUUGAGGAGUCCUACAGACAGGUGAUGAAGAUGAGGCCGAAGGACUUGUGGAAGAGACUUAUGAUCAAAUUCCGGGGGGAAGAAGGCUUGGACUAUGGCGGGGUGGCCAGAGAGUGGCUUUACCUUUUGUCUCACGAGAUGCUGAAUCCGUACUACGGCCUCUUCCAGUAUUCCCGGGAUGACAUCUACACGCUACAGAUCAACCCAGAUUCUGCCGUCAACCCGGAACAUCUCUCCUACUUCCACUUUGUGGGGAGGAUUAUGGGAAUGGCCGUAUUCCACGGGCACUACAUUGACGGAGGCUUCACGUUACCCUUCUAUAAGCAGCUGCUUGGGAAACCCAUCACGCUGGACGACAUGGAGUCUGUGGACCCCGACCUACAUAACAGCCUGGUCUGGAUCCUAGAGAAUGACAUCACGGCGGUGUUGGAUCACACGUUCUGCGUGGAGCACAGCGCGUACGGUGAACUCAUCCAACAUGAGCUGAAGCCAAACGGCAAGAGCAUGCCGGUGACCGAAGAUACCAAAAAGGAAUACGUCAGGUUGUACGUGAACUGGCGGUUCCUGCGCGGGAUCGAGGCGCAGUUCCUGGCUCUGCAGAAAGGUUUUAAUGAAGUUAUCCCGCAACAUCUGCUGAAGGCGUUCGAUGAGAAGGAGCUGGAGCUGAUCAUUUGCGGCUUGGGGAAGAUCGAUGUGAACGAUUGGAAGGCCAACACCCGGUUAAAGCACUGCACGGCCGACAGCAACAUCGUCAAGUGGUUCUGGAAGGGGGUGGAGUCAUUCGAUGAGGAGAGGAGGGCGCGGCUGCUGCAGUUUGUCACCGGGUCGUCUCGUGUCCCUCUGCAAGGCUUCAAAGCAUUACAAGGUGCCGCCGGCCCGCGGCUCUUCACAAUUCAUCAGAUUGACGCAAAUACCAACAACCUCCCCAAGGCACAUACAUGGUGAGUCAGCCGCAUCGA